AUGCGCCACUUCAGUGAUGGGCUCCCCCCGGACGCGCUCUCCCCGCGCGGCGCUGCCAAGGGCCGGGCGCGGCGACAGCAAGGCCAGCGGCCCCGCGGCCCCGGGGAGAGGGCGCCGGCAGGCUCGCGCCGCGGUCUGCGCUGCGGGCGGCGUCCACCCGAAGGGACGGGCAGCGCGGCGGGAGGAGGACCCCGCACUCCCCGGGUGCAAGCGCGAGGCCAGCCGUCAGCCGGCCGCGGGCUGGGACGGGACAGGAAGGCAGCGCCCCGCCCCCCGAGCUGUCCCGUGCCGAGGGCUUCGCAGGGACGCGGGGCGCCCACUGCCCAGCGCGACCUUCCCGGGGUCCGCACGCGCUCGCAGAGGUCGCGCAGCCGCCGUGCGGUGCGGCCCGGCCCGCGGGAGGAGAACCCAGCCCGGGAGCCGAGCGUGCGGGGGGAGGCGCACGGCUCCGAGCACCCGUGUAAGGCCACGCCGUGGAGGCGCCGUCCUGCCCCGACGGGGCUCCCGCCCGCGCGGAGACGAGGAGACCUGCCGCCGCCCCCGGGGACGCUCGUCGGCUUCCGCGGACCCGCCGGCACGGCCGCCCCGGCCCAGCACGUAGCCUGGGGCUCCGCACGAGGCACCGCCCCCCGCCCCCGGACCAGGACCGCGGCACGCCGGGGCGGGGUGGGGGACGGGGCACGCCCCCAGCCCCGCUCGGAGCCGCGGCCCCCAGCCCUCGGGCGGUCCGGCCGGGGAGGAAGAGGACCGCCCGGCACUCACCUGUCCUGCCGCCGCCGUGCCCGCCGACCCCUCAAGCCAACCGGGCCCUGCGCCGCAGCCCGCCCGUUCCCAACCACGCGGCGCCCGCACGGACCGGGACACGCAGGACACCGACUCUCCGCCCUGACGCGGCCGCGCGACCCGGCAGCCCUACGCCCCGCACUUCCGGAGCCGCCGGAAGCUCCGGCCUCGCUUCGCGCCUAG
This is a messenger RNA of Neogale vison (American mink), 966 nucleotides long. Its product is annotated as translation initiation factor IF-2-like. The transcript has 2 exons. Bases 1 to 966 code for a protein of 321 amino acids. Lineage: Eukaryota; Metazoa; Chordata; Mammalia; Carnivora; Mustelidae. The record is from RefSeq and is a predicted model, not a curated record.